Messenger RNA from Xiphias gladius (swordfish), 1081 nucleotides. RefSeq lists its product as uncharacterized. Gene Ontology annotation, molecular function: phosphatase binding. NCBI's taxonomy places the organism in Eukaryota, Metazoa, Chordata, Actinopteri, Istiophoriformes, Xiphiidae. Gene Ontology annotation, biological process: negative regulation of phosphatase activity. The transcript has 5 exons. Bases 210 to 941 code for a protein of 243 amino acids. The record is from RefSeq and is a predicted model, not a curated record.
GUGGCGGUAACGCACCGUACAGCCGAUUGCCAACCGCCAUCAAAGAAGAAGGAGGAAGUGAGUCUGAAUGAGGAGGCGAAUUUAACAGAAACAUGGAUGAUUUCCGCCCUGAAUCGCUGGGUUAAUAGAAACGUUUCAAUCAUCCUCAGAAGGAGAGAUAAAGGAUCUGUCGCUGCUGAGAGGAUCGUUUCUGAGCGGACUGCACCAGGAUGAGGAGUUUCUCCUCCCUCCUCUCUCCUCCCCCCUCUCCUCAUCCUGCCCACCUCCCCCUCGCAUCCUCCUCCUCCUCCUCUCUGACUGGCUGUCCUGAACUAGACUUGUCUGUCACACUAAGCCCCACCCGCAAAACUGGCCACUCGCAGCUGAAGCCCCACCCCCAAGGACAGACAAGAAGAAAGAGGGACACAGAGGUAUGUUUUGAAGAGUUGGUGGUCACCACGGUAACAACAGAGCCUUAUUUAACACUGAGCAGAGAUGCUCCGCCUCAGCAGCCAAUCAAAGGUCGGAGGAGGAGCAGAGGACGUCACCAUGGUAACCACAAUCUGACAUUUUACACUGACUGUCUGAAUAAAUAUAUACGACUGGCCACGUACCGUAGCAUUGGCCAGCUUCGACCAGGGUCCGACAACUAUAUGGCUGUGCUCCAUAGACUCUCAUUAGUGAAUGUAUCUCGCUCUCAGCUUCUCUUCACCUCACUGGUCAGUGUCGAUGUCAGCCGCAUGCUGCAGGAUAGGCUGGUUCUGGCCACGCCCCCCUGCUGUCAUUACAACAAGGCAACAGAUGGCCCCUCCGUCCUUCUCUUCAUGUCUUCUGACCUGCUGAGACAGAAGCCCCUCCCACCAGAGGAGGGGCCUUUCAACAGGCCCCACCCAUCAUCACGACCCACACACUUGACCUUUGACCUCUACAGACGACAGAGACGUUGGGAGGCCACACCCUGACGCACACUAGGGAGAGCUUGUGAUAGACUGUGAUGUCAUUGAAUAUAAUAAUUACCUAAUCAGUUUUAAAUUAUUGAAAUCUGUUUUUAUUCCAUGAAAGAGAAUAAAAUGUUUUUGUCUGAUUAAAAUGUUUUAAAACA